This is a messenger RNA of Lolium rigidum, 1305 nucleotides long. Its product is annotated as serpin-Z2A-like. Gene Ontology annotation, molecular function: serine-type endopeptidase inhibitor activity. Bases 1 to 1305 code for a protein of 434 amino acids. The record is from RefSeq and is a predicted model, not a curated record. The transcript has 3 exons. NCBI's taxonomy places the organism in Eukaryota, Viridiplantae, Streptophyta, Magnoliopsida, Poales, Poaceae.
AUGGACAAGGAGGCGCGGCCAAGCAAGAAGGAGAAGGCCCGGCAAAGCAAGGAGACGCGGCAAGGCAAGAAGGCUCGUAGUUCCGUCGACUCCGCCGGCCUGACGGCGCUGGCCCUCCGCCUUGCCAACACGUUCUCCAAGGGCGAGAAUAUCAUUUUCUCGCCGCUGUCCAUCUACACCGCGCUGGGCCUGGUGGCGGCUGGCGCUCGGGGCAAAACCCUCGACGAGAUCCUCGCCGUGCUUGGCGCAUCGUCGCGCGAGGAGGUCGCCGAGGUCGUGCGCGGCGUGGCGGAAAGCGCCCUCGCCACCGACGGAUCCGGACCGCUGAUUAUCACGUUCGCGUGCGGCGUGUGGCAUCAGAAAGGACUUGCGCUGAAGCCGGCCUACCGCGCCGCCGCCGUCGAGUCGUACAAGGCGGAGGCUAGCGCCGUCGACUUCCAGGAAGAUCCAGAGGGUUCAAGGGCGGCAAUCAACGGCUGGGUUGCAGAGGCCACGAACAAGCUCAUCGCGUCCCUGCUCCCUCCAGACUCGGUGCACGAGGACAUCAGGCUCGUGCUGGCUAACGCCAUGUACUUCAAGGGAAAGUGGGAAGAUCGCUUCCACCAGAGCCUCACAAAGGAUGCCGACUUCUACCGUCUCGAUGGCAGCACUGUCAGUGUGCCUUUCAUGACCUCCGGGAGACUUCCCACUACGGGCACGGAGGAGGAGGAGGAUUUCCCUUUCUUUUUUUUCGAACAAGAAGAAGAAGUCAAGUACUUCGUUGCCUCCUAUGACGACGGUUUCAAGGUGCUCAAGCUCCCUUACCAAGCGCCAAACGGCGGCAAGUACUCGAUGUGCGUCUUCCUUCCCGACGCGCGUGAUGGUCUGCCUAGCCUAGCGGACGAGAUGGCGUCCGGCGGCAGGAGGUUCCUGUUCGACCACUUGCCCGAUUGGCGAAUUAGCGUGGACAAGCUUUUGCUUCCCAGGUUUAAGCUAUCCUUCUCCUGCAGCAUGAAAGAGACUCUCCAAACCUUGGGGCUCCGGGCAGCGUUCUGCGAGGAGGCCGACCUGUCUGACAUGGUGGACGACUCCGGCCAGGACAUGAAGAUGCGCGUGGAGGAUGUGUUCCACAAGGCGGUCGUCGAGGUGAAUGAGGAAGGCACCGAGGCAGCCGUUUCCACUGCCGCCACAUCCGUUUUGCAGUGCUACAGAACGCCUUUCAAUUUCGUUGCUGACCACCCGUUUGCCUUCUUCAUACUGGAGGAGGUGUCCAGCACGGUCCUCUUUGCCGGCCACGUCCUUGAUCCUUCUAAUAGCUCGGAAUAG